Molecule: messenger RNA, 1605 nt
Organism: Oldenlandia corymbosa var. corymbosa
Lineage: Eukaryota; Viridiplantae; Streptophyta; Magnoliopsida; Gentianales; Rubiaceae
Source: the annotation of a GenBank genome assembly
AUGGAUGCCCAGGAGGUCAAAUCAGACCUAGUUUUGAUCCUAGACUACGGUUCACAGUACACCCACCUCAUAACAAGAAGAAUCCGAAGCCUUUCGGUCUAUUCACUCUGCCUCAACGGAACCGUGCCGCUGGAAUCCAUCGUCAAGCAAAACCCGAAGGUGAUAAUCCUCUCCGGGGGACCCCACAGCGUCCACACGCCGAACGCCCCUUGUUUCCCACCUGGUUUCAUCGAGUACGUUGAGUCAAACGGGAUUCAUGUCCUGGGCAUUUGCUACGGGCUGCAGUUAAUUGUGCAGAGGCUCGGUGGGAAAGUGAGUGUUGGGGAGAAGCAGGAGUAUGGGAGGAUGGAAAUCGAGGUGGAGAAGGAUUGUGGGUUGUUUGGGAACAAAAAGGUUGGGGAUAAACAGGUUGUUUGGAUGAGUCAUGGGGACGAGGCUGUGAAUUUGCCUCAGGGUUUUGAGGUGGUGGCUAGGAGUCAGCAAGGUGCUGUUGCUGCUGUGGAGAAUCGAAAGAGGCGAUUCUAUGGACUGCAAUAUCAUCCUGAGGUCACACAUACACCAGAAGGAAUGGACACAUUGCGACACUUCCUCUUUGAUGUUUGUGGGGUGAGUGCUGAGUGGAAGAUGGAAGAUGUUCUUGAGCAAGAAAUUAAAGUCAUUCAAGAGAAAGUGGGACUUGAAGAACAUGUGAUUUGUGCGCUUUCUGGUGGUGUAGAUUCCACUGUUGCUGCUACCCUUGUUCAUAAAGCAAUUGGAGACAGACUCCACUGCAUUUUCGUUGACAACGGCUUAUUAAGGUAUAAGGAGAGAGAGCGAGUGAUGGAAACUUUUGAGAGAGAUCUUCAUUUACCUGUCACUUGUGUGGAUGCAACUGAGCAGUUUCUUAGCCAGCUCAAAGGGGUUGUAGAUCCUGAAGUGAAGAGGAAAAUUAUUGGAAAGGAGUUUAUCAACAUUUUCGAUGCAUUUGCUCAUGAUUUGGAGCAAAAAUUAGGAACAAGGCCCGCGUACCUGGUGCAAGGAACAUUGUACCCUGAUGUGAUUGAAUCUUGUCCACCACCAGGAACUGAAAGUACCCACUCCCACACAAUCAAGAGCCAUCACAAUGUUGGUGGACUUCCAAAGAACAUGAAACUGAAGCUUAUAGAACCACUUAAACUUCUAUUCAAAGAUGAGGUUCGUGCGCUGGGAAGAAUUUUAAAUGUUCCAGAGGCCUUUCUAAAACGCCAUCCGUUUCCUGGGCCUGGUCUUGCAGUGAGGGUUCUUGGUGAUGUCACUGAAGGAAAUGCCUUAGAUGUUCUUCGCGAGGUUGAUGAGAUCUUUAUCCAGUCUAUUAAAGAUGCUGGGAUUUAUGAUUCUAUCUGGCAAGCUUUUGCUGUUUUCUUGCCAAUAAAAUCAGUUGGGGUUCAAGGAGAUCGAAGAACCCAUUCUCAUGUCGUGGCAUUGAGAGCUGUUACAAGUCAAGAUGGAAUGACUGCAGACUGGUACAACUUUGAGCACAAGUUCCUCGAUGAUGUUUCCAGGAAGAUCUGCAACAGUGUACGUGGUGUAAACCGAGUUGUUCAAGAUAUUACUUCGAAGCCACCAUCUACAAUUGAAUGGGAAUAG